Molecule: messenger RNA, 949 nt
Organism: Aspergillus aculeatinus CBS 121060
Lineage: Eukaryota; Fungi; Ascomycota; Eurotiomycetes; Eurotiales; Aspergillaceae
Product: GNAT family N-acetyltransferase
Exons: 1
Coding region: 233-949 (238 amino acids)
Molecular function (GO): acyltransferase activity, transferring groups other than amino-acyl groups
Source: RefSeq, a predicted model, not a curated record
CUCCCCUUUCCCCCGGGCUGUGAACACUGACACUGACACUGACACUUGGUUGGCCGGCCCGUCCCCGAACCCCUGCUAAUCCAUAAUAGGCUGGUUUCCAGAACAUUGGCCCUGUCCAGCCGCCCGCGGCUGUCUUCGAGUCCUCUUUCCAUCACUGCACCCUACAUCAACCACAGUGCCUACUAGUAGUUACCUAGUAGUAGCUUAUCAUAUACAUCCAUCCAACCGCAAAAUGCACCCUCCAGAACCACCCAACCACCGCUGGACCCCCUUCGCCAUCCUCACCCCCCGCCUCAUAAUCCUCCCCACCCCAAUCGCCAUCUCCUCCCCCACCUACCGCAAACUGUACGCCUCCCUCCACGCCAACCCCGACUUCUGCACCAUGGGCUUCGGCGCCCACUUCCCGGCGCGCCAAUGGACCGACCCGGAAACCCGAGACGUGAUUCAAGCCGGCGACAUCGCGCGCUGCUGGCGCGUCCGCGGGAUGGGCGACUGCGCCGUGGGGCUACGUCCUUCCUCCCUCCCCAUCCCCAUAGCCGCGGAAUCCACCUCCAGCCCCGACAUCACCAUCUUAACAGGCGAGGAUGUCACCCGUCUACCCACCGAUCUGGAUGCGAUCGAGUGGGUGGGCUACGCCGGCGUCCGCGACGGCACGACGACCUCGAUCCCCGCCCGCGAGGCCGGCGACCCGCCCCUUCCGCCGUGGGAGGAGAUGGUCGAGGUGCGCUACGGGGUGGCGCCGGGGCAUUGGGGCAGGGGGAUCGCGGCGGAGGCGGCGGCGGCGGUGAUGCGGUGGGCGGUGGCGAGGCGCGGCGUGAGGAGGUUCAUUGCGGAGACGGAGCGGCCGAAUGUGCGCAGUGCGAGGGCGUUGGAGAAGUUGGGGUUUCGGCGGAGUGGGACGCGGUAUUGGAAGGAGCCGGGGGAGGUGGAGUGGGAGUUGGUGGUGUAG